This is a messenger RNA of Salvia splendens (bonfire salvia), 1299 nucleotides long. RefSeq names its product dof zinc finger protein 4. NCBI's taxonomy places the organism in Eukaryota, Viridiplantae, Streptophyta, Magnoliopsida, Lamiales, Lamiaceae. Bases 328 to 1101 code for a protein of 257 amino acids. Gene Ontology annotation, biological process: regulation of DNA-templated transcription. The transcript is spliced from 2 exons. The record is from RefSeq and is a predicted model, not a curated record. Gene Ontology annotation, molecular function: DNA-binding transcription factor activity; DNA binding.
UACACAUAUUUCGUCCAAGGGCCCGUCCACAAAAUAAAUAAAUUAAUCAAUUAAUUAAAUUAGUCAGUUAAUUUAGUUGAGAAGAAAUAAUCGGAAUUCCGACGAGGCCAGGUGAUGUCAGUACAAUUGAAUUUCAACACAAAAAGCUUAAAGUAAAGGAUGAGGGAGAGCCAUAGGUGAUUAAUUAUCUUUAUGGUUAGCGGAAGACAAUAAAGCUGACACGUGGCUCUCCGCCACCACGAGGCAGCGGAGCCGCCGGCCGGCCGCAAUCCCUCUGCAGGGUGGGUGGUCCCCCCUCCAACAGACAUUCUGAUCUGAGAUAUUUUUAUGGAGGAGCACCGGAGAAACGAUCUCCAGAAACAGCCGGAUCAGCCCCGCCUUAAGCCGCCGGAGAUGCUGCCUCCCCCGCCGCAGAAGUGCCCCCGCUGCGACUCCACCAACACCAAAUUCUGCUACUACAACAACUACAGCCUCUCCCAGCCGCGCUACUUCUGCAAGUCCUGCCGCCGCUACUGGACCCACGGCGGAACCCUAAGAAACGUCCCCGUCGGCGGCGGCUUCCGCAAGAGCAAGCGCCCCCGCCCAUCCCCCUUCGAGAACGAGGAUCAGCCGGUCCUCGCCGCGAUCCCGCCUCACACUCUGGCGGCCUUGAGCGCGGCCCACAUGAGGCAGCCUUUCCCUCCCGCCAUGGGGGCCGGGCCCACCUACUACCGAGGCGCCACCUUCCUCUCCACCCUCGCCGCCAUGCAAUCCGUUCCCCCCGGAAUCAACCAGGCCGCCGCCCGCGGCCAAUACAAUGCUGUCUCUCUGAGACCCCCGGCGCCGCUGCCUCCGCCUCCUGCACCACCGCCGCAGCAGCACCAGUUCCCCCUUCAGAAUGAUCAGUACAACUUCCAUCGGCAAGACAGCUUGACUAAUCCGGCCCGCCCGCCUAGGCCUCAAACUUUCAUCAACACCAAUAGGGGUACUCCUGCCGCACCAGCAACCACAACCACCUCACCCGGCACGAGCUUGAGUUUUUGGAAUGGCGAUGGCGAUGGCGACAGCGAUGACCUGGCCGGGCUUUCCUUCGCCGCGGGGUUUGAUCCGUCUUCUCCAUGAAUUUUGGAUAUGUUCUUCAUUUCUAUUGCAUGUCUUUCGUUAUAUUUAGGUUUCGAAUUAUUUUCGAUCCCCUUUUCUUCAAAUUGAGUUUUUGGGUUUUAUUUUCUUGAAAAAAGAAGAAGAAGAAGAUGGGUGAUUUAGGUUGCAAACAUUUAUGCACAAUGUUGUAAUUUACCAUCUUAUAGAGAUUCAGAAUAG